AUGAUAAUACAGGCGGCAGUCGGACAUGGCAAGGAAUUACGUAUUACUUGGGCCCAACCUCCAGAAUGGCAUUUGAAGUUUAGUGACCGGCUCAUGCCUUCCCGUUCAACACUCGAUUACGUAAGACGGCAUAACCCAUCAGAGAUAGACAGUAUCAGUUUAAAAAUUUCAGACAAAAUACCCUGGGACAAGUUGCCUAGAAAGACAGUGCUGUUGGUAUUGGAAUGCACAGAGGGAUAUGACAAUCCUGAAUUUAUUUCAGAAAUCAAUCAAGGCUUCGUCGGACGAUAUCUAAAACUGACUAAAUAUUUGAAGAUUUCGGACUGUUUCAUCCAAGAACUUAAAUCUGAGACUUUCCGAAGACUAGAGAGACUAACAACGCUUGAAAUUACGAGUAAAGAUUUACUACACCUUCACCCUGAUGUGUUUCAGCCGCUUAAAAGUUUGAUAUGGAUAAAUUUUCAGGACUGUAACAUUGAAUCUAUUUCCAGUGAAUUAUUCUGCGCUAACCCAAAACUUGCGUUUGUGUCAUUUCGAAAUAAUAACAUCAGAGAUAUUUUUGGAGUGAGAUCAACUCAGAAUGUCACGUGUAAUGCGGGGACGCUGAAUUCGUUUUCAUUAGAUGGAAACAAUAUCGGUGACCUCACAAACGUUAAUUUUGAAUCAUUUAAACUGAAUGGGAUUCUUACGCUGGCUAACAGCUCGAUUCGUGCUUUAUCCAGAAAACCUUUCGAUGGGCUAUCAGAUGUAUUAACAAUUGAUCUUAAACGAAAUUUUAUCAGGCAUAUACCCGAUUAUGCAUUUUCAUCACUUAAUACGACACUGCAGUAUAUGAAUUUUGGAUACAAUCGACUUCAGACUAUUGAUGUCUCAAAGACCUUUAGUGGACUGAAACUAGAAACACUGCAUCUAGAAAAUAAUAAUAUCACGUCAUUAACAGGACGGCUGUCAGAUCUGAGGUUUUUAGAAGAACUGUACCUGCAGAAUAAUGCCCUAAGGAAAGUAUCAUAUGAAACGUUUGGCAAUUUAGCUUUUUUAGAUACACUGAACCUGACUCAUAAUAACAUUGAAGUCGUAGAGGCGGGUGUAUUUGACAUUUCAACAAAUCUCAGGAAGAUUUAUAUCGCAGGAAAUAAGAUAAAGGAUUUACCAGACGGUAUUUUUGAUGGAGCAUCAAGAUUAACGCAUUUAUAUAUAAAUUCUAACAAUAUCGAAUCACUCGACGAAAAUAUAUUUGCAAAGUGUAAGAAUUUAGAAUGGAUUGAAAUACAAAAUAACAAACUUUCCAACGUCAGCCGCUUGGUUUUCGCGUCAACGAAGAUAAAUUUUAUCAAAAUUGAACACAAUAAAUUCACUUCAGUGCCAGUGUUUACAAGACCUGGGCUGAGCACCGAUUGCUUUAAUUUUUCAAGACUACAUCAAAUUAAGGCUCGCUAUAAUGCGAUGUCUUUUUUUGACACAACUUGCCACAAGGCUUUACAAAAUCUCGACCUCAGUUAUAAUUUACUGUCUGAUAUCAGUAAUUUUGGUGCAUUGCAGAAUAUAGUAAAGUUAUUUCUCCGCAACAACAGAAUAAAGACUUUACCGACGGAAGCUAUGAAAGGUCUUUGCACUAAUUUAGAAAUGUUAGAUGUCGGAAAAAAUUUGAUAGAAACAAUAGACAAAGGAACAUUUUCAAACUGCCUUAAAUUGGAAACACUUAAAUUAGAUGUCAACAGUUUGAAAGUGUUUGAACCUCUGUAUCAAGCGUCAUUUCGAGACCUGAGGCUCGCAUGGAAUCCCUUAACUUGUGACUGUACAAACAUGCGUCUUAUCAACUGGCUUAACACCAGUAGUACAGUUCAUAUAGACCAUUUCAAGUGCGAAAACGGAGCUGAAUUAAAGUCUUUCCGAUUGGACAAUUGUACUGCCGUUUACGUUUUUAACUGGAAACCUCUGGUGUUGAAAAUAGUCAUACCGGCUUCAUCUAUUUUACUACUUGCUGGUAUAAUUGCAAUCGUUAUUUUCAAAUUCCGGUAUGAAUUUCAGGUUAUAGCAUUUUACAGAUGGAAUAUAAGGUUUAGAUGUUUUUGCAUGAAUAAGGCUGAAGACUAUGUUGAAAGGAAGUACGAUGCAUUUAUAUGUUUCGCCGAAGAAGACGUUUCCUUUGUGAAAACUAGAUUGAUACCUAUACUAGAGCCGAAAUAUAAUAUUUGCAUAUACUAUCGGGACUUUCCAGUGGGAGAGGACAUCGCCGAAUCUAUUCUUGAUACUAUUGACAGAAGUGGUGUAAUCAUCCUCUUACUUUCUGAACACUUUAUGAACAGCAGAUGGGGUACGUUUGAAUUUAGGAGCGCGCACUAUGCGGCGAUUCGAAAGAAGAACAAACGUUUACUUAUCGUUGUAAUGAAUGAAUCUUUUCUCAAAAUGAAAAUGGAUCUAACACUGAGAAGUGUUCUGUACACGAAAUCAUACCUCAGAGCAGACGACAGGCUGUUUAAGGAAAAAAUGAUACACUCAAUGCCUGACGAACCGGUUACAAACAAAGCCGAGAUAGAUUUGAAUAUUGGUGAAAAUCCGGUUGUCUCCUAUGGAGCCACAAACACUACUUAUAUGAACUGCAAUGCCAAUCAUGUAAAUAUUGUUGCAGACUACAUUGCCAAUAAUGUAAAUAUUGUUGUAGACUACAUUUCCAAUCAUGUAAAUAUUGUUGUAGACUACAUUGACAAUCAUGUAAAUAUUGUUGCAGACUACAUUGCCAAUCAUGUAAAUUGUGCUGCAUACUACAUUGCCAAUCAUGUAAUUAUUGUUGCAGACUACAUUGCCAUUCAUGUAAAUUGUGCUGCAUACUACAUUGCCAAUCAUGUAAAUGUUGUUGCAGAUUACAUUGUCAAUCAUACAAAUUAUGAUACAGACUACAUUGCCAGUCAUGUAAAUAAUCUUGCAGAUUACAUUGUCAAUCAUAUAGAUGUUGUUGCAGACUACAUUACAAAGCCAGUCAUGUAA
Molecule: messenger RNA, 2985 nt
Organism: Mercenaria mercenaria
Lineage: Eukaryota; Metazoa; Mollusca; Bivalvia; Venerida; Veneridae
Product: toll-like receptor Tollo
Exons: 2
Coding region: 1-2985 (994 amino acids)
Biological process (GO): signal transduction
Molecular function (GO): protein binding
Source: RefSeq, a predicted model, not a curated record